This is a messenger RNA of Coregonus clupeaformis (lake whitefish), 3172 nucleotides long. It is a transcript of the gene zbed4l2, whose product is annotated as zinc finger BED domain-containing protein 4. Lineage: Eukaryota; Metazoa; Chordata; Actinopteri; Salmoniformes; Salmonidae. The transcript is spliced from 2 exons. Gene Ontology annotation, cellular component: nucleus. Gene Ontology annotation, biological process: regulation of transcription by RNA polymerase II. Gene Ontology annotation, molecular function: protein dimerization activity; DNA binding. Bases 106 to 2829 code for a protein of 907 amino acids. The record is from RefSeq and is a predicted model, not a curated record.
ACACGUGGUGGUAUGGUACUUCUGUGAGACAUUGUAGCAAAGAUUAUCUAUAAUUUCGGAAACAUUUGCGUCAUUGCACGUAUCACCGAAACAUUACUACUAACAAUGGAAGGCUAUCAACCACUCAAAGGAAGUUUAUAUGGAAGUUUUGGCUUUAAAUUGGAUGCUAAAGGAAUCUUAACAGACAAAAGCAUAGUUUACUGUUUCCAUUGCGAACAGAGUUUUUCCUACCAUCGCAGCAAAACAAGCUUGCAAUACCAUUUGCGAAAAAAACAUCCUCUUGUCACUAAAGCUAAACCUAGUGAUGAUGGAGAGUCAGACUCGGAAAUCACAGUGAUCUCUGACAACUCUAACAUGGAUUUCCGAGGGUACCCCUUGUCCAGCAGUCUGGGCCCAAAUUUGAGGAGGAGGGGGGAUCGGGGAGCAGCAGGACUGGUUCUGGAUAGACGCAAGUCUACAGUUUGGAAUUACUAUAUCCAGCUUAAUGAGAUGUAUGUUGAGUGCAAUAUAUGCAAGAGACAGUUGUCUUUUCACAACAGCACUACAACUAUGAGGGAGCACCUUGUCCGCAAACAUAAUAUACGCGACAAUGGGCCACCUGUACUCCAUAACACAGUGGUGUCCGUGGCCCCGAUUCCAGCUACAUCACUUCAGCCCAGAUUCCCCUGCAACAUCUCCACUACAUCUACUACUGCCAACACAUGCAUGUUCCAGACGGAUUUGCAGAUAGUUGUAAAAGAGGAGCAGCAGGAUGCUGACUUAUCUCCUGAACAAGGGACGGCCAAACGUGCACGAUUCACAUGUGCUCCCCCAGAUGUAGGAGGCGGUGCCAAUGCAAACCCUGUCUGCAGCCAAGAUUUGGAACCGUCAAAUUCAAAUACUGGAUUACUAUACAGUGAGAACAACAACUUUGGUGAUAGCAAUCGCAGUGGCACUUAUAUCAAGGAAUCAAAUGAUAAGCGAACUGGGUUCCUGACUGACCUAAUAUUAGAAGUGGUGUACAGGGACUUGCAGCCACUGUCUGUGGUGGAGGAGAAGGGAUUUUGUCUUCUGUUGAGCUGCUUAGAACCACAGUACCCAAUGCCAUCUCCCUCUCAGCUCGGCAGCCUUAUUUGGCAUCGCUAUGAUGUUCUUAAACGGCAACUGCAGCAGUGUCUUCAGUCUGGCCUGGCACCACGUGGCAUAACACUUUGCACUGAAUACUGGCGGUCAGUAGCAGGUUGUGAGGAGGGAGCAUGCGGCCGGCUGUUCUUCACUGUAAGUGCACAUUUUGUUGACAAAGACUGGCGCUUGGCCCGUUGUGUGCUGCAGACCCGUCCCAUGCCCGAUAUCAGAGAGAGGGCUGGUGGAAGAGGGUUCACUCAAUUUGGUGACACCCUAAAGGCUGUUCUCUCUGAAUUCCAUCUCCCCCAGAGCUCUGUUUUCUGUGUUGUGCACGAUGCUCCCAGGACCUUAGAGGCCAGAGGGACUGCGAAUAUGGGACUUCAGAAAGAAAAAGAAAAUCAAAUUGCUGGACCAGGCCAAUCGCCUCAGGAUCUCCCAGAGGGCUGGGUAGUAUUAAAAUGUGCAGGGGAAGCCCUCAAACUCUGCAUCCAGGAAGGACUAUGGAUGGAACCUGUCAGACAGGCUCUUGCUGAGGCCCGCAGGAUUAUUUCACAUUUCCAGCAUGACGCACCUGCUGCUGCCGCUCUAAUCCACAAAGCAGAAGCUGCAUAUAAGGCCGGUGCUUGUCUGGUGCUGGAUGACCCAGGGCGCUGGGCAACUACUGUCGACAUGUGUGAGAGUCUGCUAGGGCUGAAGUGGGUGGUGAGCUCAGUUCUAGAGGAGCAGAAAGCUGCUCCAAAUUUAGCGGACCACCAGUGGCGCCUCCUCCAGGAGCUGGUGCCAGUGCUUAAGACCAUGCGCAUCGCUGCCUCCUUCUUGAGUGAGGACAUAAAUGUGUCCAUCUCCGCCCUUAUGCCGUGCCUCCAUGGUGUAUCCCGUGUCCUAAGGCAACACAUCGCAGAGAGCAGCUGCCCUGUGGCUCAAGGAGUCAUGGAGACAGUGCAGUCAGGAAUGGAGCGACAGUGGAGGCUGGGUGAAGAGGAGGCCUUACUGGACAGCCCUGCUAUCCUCUCCUCAUUCCUGGACCCGAGGUUUAAGGAGCUGCGCUUCCUCAGCCCACAUGCACGUAGUAAGCUGCACGACAAGGUCAAAGAACAGUUAUCUGCUCAAGCGCAAAUAGAGGCGGAGGAAAUAAGCAGAGAGUGUGAUAAAGGAGGUGAUGAUGAGGAGGAUGAAGAGGGAAGGGGAGUGACUAAUAUGGAAUUGAAUAACUCUCAGUCAACAAUCGCUCAUCUGCAGCCCCCUUUCUAUAAUCAAGUGAGCCCUGGGCCCAAAACCAUGUACGACAUACUGCUAGGAGAGGAUCCCACUGAGCGAAUGCCUGAGAUCCACCAACAGCUGGAGAACUACAUUGCAGAGCCGUUGUGCAAACGCAGCCUGUCACCUCUCCACUGGUGGCGCUCUAAGGAGCAUCGCUUCCCUGCCGUGGCCAGACUUGCCCGUACAUUUCUGGCUAUCCCUACUACUGCCGUGGCUGCAGACAGAGCUUUUGCUCCUAGAGAGACUACUGUUGCUCAACGCAGGGCCAUUCUGGGGCCCCAGUGUUUGGAUCAUAUUCUAUUCCUUCACCAGAACAGUGACUAUGUGGAGAAACUGAUGGGAGUGUCUACGGGGCAUGGAGAGAGAGGCAGUGACAGGAAUGGAGCCAAGAAGACAAGAGAGACUCUGUAUCAGUCUUUAGUGUCCUAUGAGAGCAAGACUUGGGUGGGAGGGGAGAAGUUGUGAGCUUGUGGUCAGUCUAUAUACCUUCCUUUAUCAUAGUAAGAACAGAUUUGUGCAUAUGCACACACAACAUAGGCCUGUGAGAAAAGAUCCAUCCAUUCAUGCCUAUGAUUUAGCUGACUUCAACUGAUCUAGGUAAAGAGGUUGAAAGAUCAUCGACAACGCAAACAAAUAAUGCAGCUAUUGGGCUCAAAGCCACACUUGUGUGUUGUCUGUUUUUACAUUGAAAAUAGUGUCUGGCCUACUAGUAGUGUAUGACCUACAUAUCUACAUGUUUUUUUUACAUUUGUAGUCAUUUAGCAGACGCUCUUAUCCAGAGCGACUUACAGUUAGUGAGUGCAUACAU